Hevea brasiliensis (rubber tree) is the source of this 1325-nucleotide messenger RNA. RefSeq names its product glutathione transferase GST 23. Gene Ontology annotation, cellular component: cytoplasm. Gene Ontology annotation, biological process: glutathione metabolic process. Gene Ontology annotation, molecular function: glutathione transferase activity. The record is from RefSeq and is a predicted model, not a curated record. NCBI's taxonomy places the organism in Eukaryota, Viridiplantae, Streptophyta, Magnoliopsida, Malpighiales, Euphorbiaceae. The transcript is spliced from 2 exons. Bases 451 to 1119 code for a protein of 222 amino acids.
AUAUAUUAUCUGAUAAGUUUUACAAGGCACCGUGAGCUUUACGAGGAACUUUAUAUUAUCUGAAUUUUAGGCAUCUGCCUGUCAAGGUCGUACUGCACAGACAAGGACAACGAUAGGUAUUAGCAUAUAGGGUCCAUUAUAGCGAUGAGUUUGGCAUAUAGCAGGUGACUCUUUCAAUUACACAUAUUUCUAGUCCAUGUUUGUUGUUAAGUUGGCAUUGAUGGCUCUUAUCAUUUUCAUGAAUCAUGACCUCUUGAACCUAGAUAUUGGUGUAAUAACUCAUUGAUCGAUUGCUUGUCAUCAAGGACUUAAACUUUGUUUUCAGUUUGAAAAGUUUUACAAUGUACGCGAAAAAAUCUCCUCACUGUGUAUUAGAAGUCCACACAGGUGGCUGAAGUGAUAAAUAUUGUCAGGGCUAUCACAGAGAUACAAUUGAGUCAAUAAUCGAUCAUGCACCAUCUAGAUUGCAAAAAAGAUCCUACUGGACUAAUCACUAAAUUAAGAAUGGCUGAAGACAAAGUAACUUUACUUGGAUUCUGGGGAAGUCCUUUUGCGCUUAGAGUUAAAUGGGCUUUGAAACUGAAAGGGAUAGAGUAUGAAUAUAUUGAAGAGGAUCUCUCAAACAAGAGUCCCCUGCUGUUGGUGUACAACCAUGUCCACAAGAAGGUUCCAGUGCUUGUGCACAAUAGCAAUCCUGUGGUGGAUUCGCUGGUAAUUAUCGAAUACAUAGAUGAGGUGUGGAAGGGAAAUCCACUCCUCCCACUUGAUCCCUACCAAAGGGCUAAGGCACGCUUCCGGGCAAAAUUUGCAGAAGACAAGUGCAUGGGUGCGAUCAUACGUACAUUUUUCACAGAAGGGAAGGAGAAAGAGAAAGUAGUGAAAGAGGGCCGAGAGAAUCUAAAGACUCUGGAAAGCGCUUUGGAGGGGAAGAAAUUCUUUGGAGGUGAAACAAUAGGCUAUCUAGAGAUUGCUUCAGGAUGGAUUCGACUAUGGACUCAAAUAGUUGAGGAAAUUGCAGGUGUAAACGUGAUCGAUGCAGAGACUAUGCCUGUGCUAAACACUUGGUUUGAUAAUUUCCUUGAAGUUCCUGCUGUCGUAUCCCUCCCCGGGAUAAAUUGAAAGAACACCUCAAAGGCCUGUUCAUGUAGUGGAAGUUUCAUCAACCUGAAGCCUUCAGCUUUCAUUUCUCAUCGUGCCUACCUGUCUUUUGUGCGUGAUCGCUUUUUGGCUAUAUUAUAUUAAUAAUAAGCUUUGUUCAGGUUCAAACAUCAUGUAAUCAUAUUAUAAAUAAAAAUAAAAAAAACCUUAGCCAAAUUACUCAGAAA